Molecule: messenger RNA, 2283 nt
Organism: Bufo gargarizans (Asiatic toad)
Lineage: Eukaryota; Metazoa; Chordata; Amphibia; Anura; Bufonidae
Gene: SETD6
Product: SET domain containing 6, protein lysine methyltransferase
Exons: 9
Coding region: 58-1443 (461 amino acids)
Biological process (GO): peptidyl-lysine monomethylation
Cellular component (GO): nucleus
Molecular function (GO): protein-lysine N-methyltransferase activity; protein binding
Source: RefSeq, a predicted model, not a curated record
CUCUCUCUCUCACGUGGCUAGUACAGGAAGUUGUUGAGGAAAUUCCUUCCGGGAGUGAUGAGAAGGAAGCUGCCGGGAGAGAGAAGCAUGAGCCUGGAGCCGAAGAGACUGAAGGUGGAGGAGGAGGAGGCUCUGCUGCCACAUUUCCUCCAGUGGUGCCAGAAGGUUGUCAUCCAGCUGAACCCGAAGGUAUACAUGAGCAAGCAGGACGCGGUCUCGCAGUAUGGGAUGCUGACACGUGAGGAUCUUCCUGCAGGAGAAGUCAUCUUCUCCAUCCCCCGCUCCGCCCUCCUGUCCCAGCACACUACCCGGAUCCGGGCUCUUCUGGAGGAAGAACAUGAGCGACUGGACAGCAAAUCAGGUUGGGUGCCCCUUCUCAUCUCCCUCAUGUAUGAAGCCACAGAUGAGUCUUCUCCAUGGGCCCCAUACUUCGGGCUGUGGCCCCAGCUGAAUCCCCCUGACCUGCCCAUGUUUUGGUCGGAGGAGGAGAGGCUGCGACUGCUUAAAGGCACUGGUGUGAACGAGGCCGUGCAAAAAGACCUGGAGAACAUUGAGGAGGAAUACCGUACUAUAGUGCUGCCAUUCAUCAGGAGGCACCCUACAAUGUUCUGUCCUCACAGGCACUCCCUGGAUUUGUACAAAAGGCUGGUGGCCUUUGUCAUGGCGUACAGCUUCCAGGACCAACUGGCUGAUGAAGAUGAUGAUGAUGAUUGUGGGAAGGAAGUUAACCCGCCAGUGAUGGUUCCAGUGGCAGAUUUACUGAAUCACGUGGCGCAGCACAACGCACAUUUGGAGUUCACCCCGGAAUGCCUGCGGAUGGUGACCACGCGGACGGUGGCGGCAGGACAGGAGCUGUUCAACACCUAUGGAGAGAUGGCGAACUGGCAGCUACUGCACAUGUACGGCUUCUCCGAGCCGCACCCCAACAACAGCAACGAGGCCGCCGACAUCUACAUGCUGACCCUACAACAGGCAGCUCUGCUGGGUGCGGAGUCAGAAGAGGAGAAGGCGCGUGUGCAAGAGCGCUGGGAUGUCCUCUGUCAGAUGGACAUGGUCGGGGAGGAAGGAGCGUUUGUAUUUGGCUGUGAUGGAGCACUGACUGAGGAGGAGCUGAGGAUGUCCCUGAAGGUGCUGUGCAUGUCUCCGGAGGAGUUUGAUGAGUACAAGGAGAAUGAAGGCUGGGAGGAUGAUGAUGAGGAGGAGGAGACGCUGAGUAAUCAGGAGAUCUCACAGCUGCCACCCUCCUGGCGGAGACUGCUCCACUUAAGUGCAGAACUCGCCCUCAGGGGGUUCGCCAGUGACCUGGGCAGUGACCAGGCUCUUCUAGAAAAUGAAGCUGUAUACACGAAGCUCAGCCACAGGGAGCAGUAUUCCCUCCAUGUGCGGUAUGGACAGAAGCGGAUAUUACACCAACUGCUGGAGCUAACGGCAAGCACGCUGUGAGAAAGACCCCCUUACAGCGGAGACAUAAUAUAGAAAUAUCUGCGGUGAUGUCAUCUCCUGUAUCAGACAUCUUGGAGUUUUUCUUAGCCCUCCAGCAGGGGCAGUACAUACAGGGAGGAGUGGUACAGUACUGAUGGCCAGGGCCGCAUUAAAUUAUACAGACAUGAGAAGGAACCGGAGAACUUUCUAGAAAUCUUUAUUGUACAUACAGGCUGUGCCGAGGGGCCACUGCUCAGUGGAGUGGGAUGGACAUGACUUUAUUACCGCAUUUACAGUAAAUUUCAUCUGCAUAGAAACGGGUCAGAACCUCACAGUCUUCAAACUCGUCCACAACCUUCUGCAGUGGAGGAAAAAAGGGAAUAUUAGGUUGUCAGCCAGCCUGUAGGUCUGAAAGGUAGUCAGAGCCCCCCACCCAUCUGCUACUGCUGACAACCAGCCUGUAGGUCAUGUCUGAAAGGUAGUCAGAGCCCCCCACCCAUCUGCUACUGCUGACAACCAGCCUCUAGGUCAUGUCUGAAACCUACGUCGUGGGCAGGAUGUGUUUUUGGAGCAUAAAACCAAUUUAAUAAAGUUGAAAUCCAUGUAAAAAAUAGAUAACGCGUUUCGGAGGCGGUCUGUUCUUUCCUCAGAUACAAAGACACUAUCGGGGCAGGUGGGAACCCAAACAUGAGACGGCAACAUUUCAAUAUAGGAGCCAAAAAGAAAAGGAUGGGGGCUGUUAAAGGCUCCUGCUGCAAUCCAAUAAGGAGCUGAAGGAAAAUGGGAGUAGUAGUAUGGGAAUAGGCAGAUGAACAUACAUGUAUUAGACUAGAGUUGUCAUCACGUGAAGCAGUGAGGGGG